AUGGAUCUCUGUCAGAAAAGUGAGACUGAUUUAGAAAAUAAUGAAAAUCAAAGCACAGAAGAAACUGAACUGACCUCUCCUUGUCCAGAUGAAAGAAGUGAAAGGAAUCAUGUUUGCUGUCUUCUGAACAUCAGUGACAUUACACUCGAACAAGAUGAGAAAGCUUCCAAGUUUGUCAUCGGUACCGGAUGGGGGGAAGCAGUCCAAGGCUGGGGCAGUACUUCUCCAAUGGCCUGCAUCUGGCCAAGGAAGAAAGUGAAGAAGGCCAGGGUGGGAGAAAGUACCAGUAGCUGCUUACUCUGUGUCAAUAUCUCCCAGGGGAGCCCUGAGGCCAGGCCACAGUCUGAGCUUGGGAAGGUCGAGGCCCGGGCUCUGGCUGAGACAGGGCCAGGAAAGGAUCGGAGUAGCCCCUCCCAGAGUCAGGCUUCCCCCCAUGGACCCAACACAGCCUCCAGGGAGAUCAGCAAAACCUGCUUUCCCCACUAUGCUCAUGGUGAGAAAAAAAGUCUACAAAUAAAGGAGUUUAUUUGGUGUACAGACAAUUGGACUGCCCCUGAGACUGUAAAGGGCAAGGACCCCAGAGGCCACGAGCGUUCUGGUGGAAGCACAGACAAAGGCUUCUCCAUCUCGGACUCCUUGACUUCUUCCAAGGCUCUCUCAGUUCUGCCCCCUCUGAAGGCUUCACCUCCAAACGGUUUGGAUGCUCUGGGUAAGAAGAAUAAGAAUGUUUUCUUGCAUCAGGACGAGAAGGGGCUGAGUGUGGAAAAGAAUGAGUGUUUGGCUUGUACAUGUGGAUUGAAAACUGUGGACAGGAGAGGUGCACGGCGACCUGGUGAGCUGGCCAAGUGCCCUAAGGUCAAGGACUAUCCGCCCUUCCCUCCCCAGGCAGCCCGGUCCCCCUGGUUGGUCAACCCUGAGCUGCUGUGCUGCGUGCACUGGUCCCUGCUGCCUGAGCCAAGUGUGCUGUGCCCGCCCACGCCCAACAACGUGCGCUAUCUCGCCACCUUGCAGCUCCUGCAGAAACAGGGAAUGCAAAACUAUAAAGCCAAAUUCAAACCCAAGGAGCCGCGACCUCCUGUGAACACCCAAAAGCGCAUUCUCAUGGAGGCCAAGCAGGAAAACAGGCCCCAAAUGCUGGAGACCAAAGUCUUCCCAAGACCGCUCUUGCCAUCCCUCACAGUGAGCAGAGUUGUCAUUCCGGUCUCCUGCCACAGACUGCUCUGA
Molecule: messenger RNA, 1224 nt
Organism: Orycteropus afer afer
Lineage: Eukaryota; Metazoa; Chordata; Mammalia; Tubulidentata; Orycteropodidae
Source: RefSeq, a predicted model, not a curated record